Molecule: messenger RNA, 1473 nt
Organism: Stegastes partitus (bicolor damselfish)
Lineage: Eukaryota; Metazoa; Chordata; Actinopteri; Pomacentridae
Gene: cunh2orf68
Product: chromosome unknown C2orf68 homolog
Exons: 4
Coding region: 246-740 (164 amino acids)
Source: RefSeq, a predicted model, not a curated record
AAUUGAAACAUUUGUGAUAGUUGUCUCUUUUUUUCUAACAAGGUUUCACCCUGAAACACAACUGUGUUUUAGCUGUUGUUGAUGUGUGAACUCCGGGAGCGUUAUAAAUGGACAACAACUUACCGCUCAGCUAGCUAUAGCCAUGUAGCUUUUUGUCAGCUCACAGUGCUGUGAUUGAGACUUGUUGCAAACAUUAGCGCCAUUAGCUCAUAAAUACUGUCGCCGUAUCAAAAGCGUUCGCUAAAAUGGAUAUUUUGAGGGACGACGGAGUGCAUGAGCUGAAAUACAAACCUGGGGGCCGUUUGGAUAUGAGCCACGGCUUCCUGCACCAUAUCCGGAGGAACCAGAUUGCGAGAGAUGACUACGAUAAAGAAGUGAAGCAAGCCAAAGAGCUUCAGCGGCGGAGGCACACAACGACCCCCAGAAGACCCCGUCGACCGGACAUCCAAGUGUACCACCCUCGACGAAGACAUGGUUCAGAGCCAGGGGCCGGUGCUGACGCCGAGGAGUGGAAUGAGAGUGGGUCAAGCACAGAGACGGAGACCCACGGGACCGAACUCUUCUGGCUUGACUAUCAGGCGGAUUCUGGUACCAUCACAUCCUUCCUUGUGCACAAGGAGGACAAACCUGAGAAGGUAGUGGAACGUGUUGCAGAGAAGAACAUUCUGGAUUCAGCCAUGAGGGCAGCUCUGGAGGCUCGAAUCCGAAAAGAAAUCGACAAAAGACGAGAGAAACGCUGAGUCAUGGUCGCAAACGGUUGAUUAUGAUGACAGGGGAGCUACAGACAGAGAGGAGCAACGCUUCAUUUGCUGUUCUGUGCUCCUCCAAAGCAUUAACGCUGCGGUGCGUCAGGGGAAUAAAGCGGACUCUGGGAUGUACAGUGACUGUCAGCAGAGAUCUAAUGUGAAGACCCACAAUCAAUCCAUCUUCUGUUCUGAACAGAGAAGGAGCUGCACUUAUAGACUGUAUGGUUGGGAGAUGACUGUCAAGUUUAUGUUUAUUCCAUUUUACGAAUCUUGGACUGUUACGUCACACUCUGAUUCUCGACACUGGGGACACAUUGUACACAACAAGACGAGACAACUGGACCUUUUCUUUGUUGCGCUCUUAUCGUUAAAUUCAGAAACCUCAGGUACUCCUUGACAGAGAGCCCUGAGAGAAUCCUUUGGCUUCCAUGGAAAGUUUGUCUUGUGUUUACAAAGGUCUACUUUUUAUAAACAAGAUUUUAAGCUUCUUUUUUUUUUUUAAUUCUUUCAACUGAACAUCGGUCUGUCUGCAGUUUCAUGUUUAGAAAUGUGAGAAUUCAGUUUUGUUUAUUGAGUUUAGUAGAUGUAGCCAUAGUAAUGUUGGCGCCUGUGUUUCAUGGUUUUCUGUUCUAAUUUAUUUUGGGUUGUUGAGAGACUUAUUUUUGAUACUGUAAUAUUUUUUUGAGGACACAACUGUGUACAUAUAAAAUGACAUACAUGAAAGCUA